AUGGGUUACUACGACGAGGAUGGCCGCGCCGACAGCUACGAGAUCACUGAGAUCCGUGAGCACCGCUCCUCUGCCCCCCGCCGCUCCUCCGGUGCCGCCUCUGGCAGCUCUCACCUCCCCAACACCGUCACCAUCCCCUGCCACCACAUCCGCCUCGGCGACUUCUUGAUGCUCCAGGGCCGUCCCUGCCAGGUCAUCAAGAUCUCCACCUCCGCCGCCACCGGCCAGUACCGCUACCUCGGUGUCGACCUCUUCACCAAGCAGCUUCAUGAGGAGUCUUCCUUCAUCUCCAACCCCGCCCCCAGCGUCGUCGUCCAGACCAUGCUUGGCCCCGUCUUCAAGCAGUACCGCGUCCUCGACCUCGCUGAUGGCCACAUCACCGCCAUGACCGAGACCGGUGACGUCAAGCAGGGCCUGCCUGUCAUUGACCAGUCCAACCUCUGGAGCCGUCUGACCAACGCCUUCGAGUCUGGCCGUGGCAGCGUCCGCGCUCUCGUCCUGAACGACAACGGCCGCGAGCUCGCCGUCGACGUCAAGGUUAUCCACGGCUCUCGUCUGUAA
Molecule: messenger RNA, 561 nt
Organism: Colletotrichum truncatum
Lineage: Eukaryota; Fungi; Ascomycota; Sordariomycetes; Glomerellales; Glomerellaceae
Source: RefSeq, a predicted model, not a curated record